Messenger RNA from Myxocyprinus asiaticus (Chinese sucker), 1843 nucleotides. RefSeq lists its product as uncharacterized. The transcript is spliced from 5 exons. Lineage: Eukaryota; Metazoa; Chordata; Actinopteri; Cypriniformes; Catostomidae. The record is from RefSeq and is a predicted model, not a curated record. The coding region runs from base 1 to 1671 and encodes 556 amino acids.
AUGAGAAACAGAAGUGUGUUUUUGAAAGAUGAGGAUCUGCAGUUUGCUCUGAUAAAUAAAGAACACUCUCACACAGACAUCAAACACACGACAACUCAAGAAAUGGAGAGAAUUACAUUUAUCUCUCUUCUGCUCACAGCUGUCUUCAGUUCAUCAUCAUGUCUUGAACGUCAGUAUCACUUUGUGAAUCAGAAUAUGACCUGGACUGAAGCUCAGAAAUACUGCAGAGAGAAUUACACAAAUCUGGCCACCAUCAACAACAUGAACGACACACAAGAGCUGCGAAAGAAAGUGAACAAUCAGACUAACCUUGUCUGGAUCGGACUGCAGAGGACAAACAGUUAUACAUGGAAAUGGUCUCUGAGUAACCGUGCAUUUUACACAGAAAAUGAUUUACAGUCAACACUGGACUGGAAGAAAUGGACACAAACAGGACAACCAAUAAAUAAAAGAGACUGUGUUUAUAUGGGCAAAAUGAAUGGAGAUUGGCAUGAUGAUUCUUGUUCUGCUGUACGUCCUUUCAUCUGCUAUAGUGACAGCAGUGAAGGAUAUGUACCUGUGAUGUAUUCACUGAACUGGAGAGAAGCGCAGCGUUACUGCAGAGUGAAUUACACAGAUCUGGCCAGUGUGACGAACGAGUCUGAGUAUCAGAAAAUUCAGCAGAUCAUACAAAAUCAGACAGGACAAAAUCCGACAGGACAAUAUGAUGUCUGGAUUGGUCUGUUCAGAGACUCGUGGGAGUGGUCUGAUGACAGUACCUCCUCAUUCAGAAACUGGGGAAAUGAUGAACCCAAUAAUGAACCCAAUAAUGAACCCAAUAAUGAACCCAAUAAUAAACCCAAUAAUGAACCCAAUAAUGAACCCAAUAAUGAACCCAAUAAUAAACCCAAUAAUGAACCCAAUAAUGAACCCAAUAAUGAACCCAAUAAUAAACCCAAUAAUGAACCCAAUAAUAAACCCAAUAAUGAACCCAAUAAUGAACCCAAUAAUAAACCCAAUAAUGAACCCAAUAAUGAACCCAAUAAUAAACCCAAUAAUGAACCCAAUAAUGAACCCAAUAAUAAACCCAAUAAUGAACCCAAUAAUGAACCCAAUAAUAAACCCAAUAAUAAACCCAAUAAUAAACCCAAUAAUGAACCCAAUAAUAAACCCAAUAAUGAACCCAAUAAUGAACCCAAUAAUAAACCCAAUAAUGAACCCAAUAAUGAACCCAAUAAUAAAAUCUGCACAACACUUUCAGCCCAAAAGGACAAGGGACAAUGGAUAGACGACCCUUGUAAUAAUGUAUAUCCUUUUGUGUGUUAUGAUGAUAAACUGUUUGUGAUCAGAGAGAAUAAGACGUGGAAAGACGCUCUGAGAUACUGCAGAGAGAAUCAAAUGGACCUGGUGUCAGUUGAGUCUGAUUGGAUGCAGCGUCGCGUGAUGAAUGUGGUUAAAGACACCUCCAGCGCUGAGUUGUGGUUGGGUCUACGUCACUCCUGCACUCUGGGUCUGUGGUUCUGGGUGAGUGGAGAGAUCAUGUGCUAUCACAACUGGGCUCCAGGUAACGGCACCGGUCUGGAAGACUGCAGUGAGGGAGUGCGAGCCGGAGCGCUUCAGUCCAGAGGAGACCAGCGCUGGAUCAGCCUUCCAGAAACUCACCAACUCAACUUCAUCUGCAGCAAAUAUUAAAGUGUGUUGACUGAGAGUUAUUCCACUUUUAUCUUUCAUUCAUUUUCUUUGGUUGUUUAAUCAGAUUAAAGGUUUGUAACUUGGGCUUUACUGGAACACUGUGUUUGGGGUUUUGUUUGGUCAUGAUCUUUAUUAAUAAUUCUGAGAAAAUAAAGUCUUGAAAUAAAUAUAA